Messenger RNA from Stylophora pistillata, 1507 nucleotides. RefSeq names its product phospholipid phosphatase 1. Gene Ontology annotation, cellular component: plasma membrane. Lineage: Eukaryota; Metazoa; Cnidaria; Anthozoa; Scleractinia; Pocilloporidae. The record is from RefSeq and is a predicted model, not a curated record. Gene Ontology annotation, molecular function: phosphatidate phosphatase activity. Gene Ontology annotation, biological process: phospholipid metabolic process; signal transduction; phospholipid dephosphorylation.
CAGAGGCCUGCAAGAGAAGUUAUCGUAAGACAUUCAGCGACAUGGAAAGCAAAACCCAGCUCACAGAUGGGUGUAGAUUUUCCGUGGAAGUAACAGUUGACGAUUCAUCGCGUGAUCCAGAACCACUUAAACCAAAGAAGCCCCGCUUGGCUUGGCUUAUAGUGGACUUCACUUGUCUGUUAGCUGUUGGGUUAGUUUGUCUAUUAUUCAAACUAGUCGCCGUUCCAUAUCACCGAGGGUUUUAUUGUGAUGAUGAUAGUAUUAACAAGCCGUACAAAGAAAGUACUGUCCCAUCUUCGGUGCUCUAUUCCGUUGGCUUUGCUUUGGCUUAUCUGGUGAUCUGUGUCACGGAGCUGUGUAGCCAGCGACGGCAGAAAAGAUCACAACACAUUGAAUAUGUUCCUUUCAAGUGGCUGAAGCUUAAACCCCACCAUAUUCACGUAAUCAACCUAUUAGUUUCUUUUGCUUUCGGAGGGCUUGUCACUAUUUUUGUCACUGAUAUCGGAAAAUACACAGUUGGAAGAUUAAGGCCUCAUUUUUUGUCAAUCUGCCGGGCUCCAUCUUCUGUAUUUUUGAACUGUAGUCAUACAUACAUCACGGAAGAUGUUUGCACAGGUGAUCCAGGUUUGCUUAGAGAAGGACGUUUGUCUUUUCCAUCAGGGCACGCUUCAUUCUCAGCAUAUGCCAUAACAUUUACAAUUAUAUACAUGGAAGUCAUGGUCAGUUUUCCCCAUAGCAGGUUUCUGAAGUUUUCCCUUCAGCUGUUGAUUGCUCAGUUGGGUGUCCUGUGUGGUCUGUCUCGCAUUAGUGACUACAAGCAUCACUGGAGUGAUGUUCUCACUGGCUUGAUGUUGGGUGCCCUGAUUGCAGUAUUGAUAACAGAUCGUGUGUUAGGCAUGUUUAAAAGAGUCAUGACAAGCAAACAUGACAGCAAAGGCUGAGGAAAUUUGAUGUACAGUAUGUAGGAUGGACAAGGUUACUGACAUAAGUAUCAGUCACAUUGGAUUUGAGACCAACUUUUGAAAGUCAAGUGAUUGACACAUACCAUAACAGCAAUCUAGAAAGUUGGUUCUCUACAGGGUCUUUUUACUACAGGGUAGUAAAAAGCUCUGUUAUCAUUAAUUUUACCCAUCAAUUUUACACUCCCGAAGAGGAGGGUACUUCUGUAAGGAGUCUGACACCAUGAAAUUCGAACACAUACAAAAGAGAGCAAUUAUAUGCUAUUCAUAAAUUAUGAAUGUCUGCUAAACAAAGCAAGGCUAACUUUAAGUCUCAAGUGAAAAUACUGCUUACCUUAGAGUACAUUUGUGGUAAAUUUUAUCAUCAAAAUAUGAUUUACAAAACUAAUGAUAUGCCAUUCAACAGCUUAGGAAUUUUAAUUUCCAAGAAAUAAAUGGCAUUCCUAUAUGUAUGUAAAGGAAGUUGGGAUUAAUUCAUUAAUUUAUAUUUUCAUUGGACUACCUAGUAGGGUGCUUAAAGGAAUGCAAAUAAAAGCACAUUCUACACA